GCAGCUAAGGGACGACGGUGGGGGUUUCUGAGGCAGCUGACCGGCAUCUAAGGGAGCUGCGAUGGCGUCUCCCCACGCAACCAUGAAGUUGAAGGAGACAAAAUCAAGACCAAAGUCAUCAAGCAAAUUUCAGACAAAGGGUAUCAAAGUUGUGGGAAAAUGGAAGCAGGUGAAGAUUGACCCAAAUAUAUUUGCAGAUGGACAGAUGGAUGAUUUGGUGUGCUUUGAGGAACUGACAGAUUACCAGUUGGUCUCCCCUGGCAAGAAUCUCUCCAAUCUCUUCUCAAAGGAGGAACACAAGAAGAGAAAGGUACAAGUUGUUUCAGAAGGAGAGGAGGAAGGAGACUCUAGCUCUCCAAAGAAAAAGAUCAAAUUGAAGAAACAGAAAGAUGUGGUACUGGUUACUGAAGGAACCACCACCCAGAAAGACUUUGAAGUCAAAGAUUCUGAGCCAGAGCACCAAGGAGAUGACACCAUUUGUUCCGAUACAAAGGUAGGGGAGAUGGCAUCAGAAAGCACAGUAAAGACUGUCCCCCAAAAGAAGAAAAACAAAGGGAAAAAAAAAUCAGAGCCUUCCCAGAUGACUGCCCUGAAGGUACCCAAAAAAGCAAAAACAUGGAUGCCUGAAGUGCAAGACCAGAAAGCUGAUGUGUCAGCUUGGAAGGACCUGUUUGUGCCUAAGCCAGUACUCCGAGCACUCAGCUUUCUAGGCUUCUCUGCACCCACACCAAUCCAAGCUCUGACCUUGGCACCUGCCAUUCGUGACAAACUGGACAUCCUUGGGGCUGCUGAGACAGGAAGUGGGAAAACUCUUGCCUUUGCCAUCCCAAUGAUUCAUGCAGUGUUGCAGUGGCAGAAGAGGAAGGCUUCACCAAUCCCAGAUAACACUAGAGUGCUACCAGAGGUGAUCAGGACUGAGGCUGGAGCCAAGCCUGGAUCACCAAGCAAUGUGAGCACUGAGUCUGGAAUGUUGCCUGAUGAAACUGAAAUUCAGAGUGAAUUGCCCACUGAGGCUGGAGAUAAGGCCAGAGCCAAGACAGGUGCCUCCAUCUCAGACCAGACUCUGCUCUUCUGUGAUGAUGAUGAUGAAGAUGCUGGUGAAGGGCCUUCUUCCCUGAUCAAGGAGGAGUCUGUCCCCAAAAAUGAGGAUGAAGAGGAAAACCUUGGUGAGGAGCACACUGAAAAGAUUAUACAGGACUUGGAUGACAAAAUUGCUACUUGUAAAGUACAUCCAAAAUGUCCUCUGCUUGGGCUGGUUCUGACUCCCACUCGAGAGCUGGCUGUCCAGGUCAAACAACAUAUUGAUGCUGUGGCCAAGUUUACAGGAAUUAAAACAGCUAUUUUGGUUGGUGGAAUGUCCACACAGAAACAACAGAGGAUGCUGAACCGCCAUCCUGAGAUUGUGGUUGCCACUCCAGGCCGGCUAUGGGAGCUAGUUAAAAACAAGCAUGCUCAUUUGAGCAACCUUCGGCAGCUCAGGUGCCUGGUAGUGGAUGAAGCUGACCGCAUGGUUGAGAAAGGCCAUUUCGCUGAACUCUCCCAGCUGCUAGAGAUGCUCAAUGACUCCCAGUACAACCCAAAGAGACAGACACUUGUUUUUUCUGCCACACUAACCCUGGUACAUCAAGCUCCAGCUCGAAUCCUUCAUAAGAAGCACAUAAAGAAAAUGGACAAAACUGCCAAACUUGAACUUCUCAUGCAGAAGAUUGGCAUGAAAUGUAAGCCGAAAGUCAUUGACCUCACAAGGAAUGAGGGUACAGUGGAGACGCUGACAGAGACCAAGAUCCAUUGUGAGUCAGAUGAGAAAGACUUCUACCUGUACUAUUUCCUGAUGCAGUAUCCAGGCCGCAGCUUAGUGUUUGCCAACAGCAUCUCCUGCAUCAAACGCCUCUCUGGGCUCCUCAAAGUCCUGGAUAUCAUGCCGCUGACCCUGCAUGCCUGCAUGCACCAGAAGCAGAGGCUCAGAAACCUGGAGCAGUUUGCCCGCCUGGAAGACUGUGUUCUCUUGGCAACAGAUGUUGCAGCGCGGGGUCUUGAUAUUCCUAAAGUCCAACAUGUCAUUCAUUACCAGGUUCCUCGCACCUCAGAGAUUUAUAUUCACCGAAGUGGUCGAACUGCUCGUGCCACCAGCCAAGGCCUCAGUCUAAUGCUGAUCGGUCCUGAGGAUGUGGUCCACUUUAAGAAGAUUUACAAAACCCUCAAGAAAGAUGAGGACAUCCCACUGUUCCCUGUGCAGACAAAGUACAUGGACGUAGUGAAGGUAAAAGGAAAGAGCGAAUCCUGUUUAGCUCGGCAGAUUGAGAAAGCUGAGUAUCGGAAUUUCCAAGCUUGUCUUCACAACUCUUGGAUUGAGCAGGCAGCAGCUGCCCUUGAGAUUGAGCUGGAAGAAGAGAUGUACAAAGGAGGAAAAGCUGACCAGCAAGAAGAGCGCCGGCGACAAAAGCAGAUGAAGGUUCUGAAGAAGGAGCUGCGCCACCUGCUCUCCCAGCCAUUGUUCAAAGAGAACCUGAAGACCAAAUAUCCCACUCAGUCUGGCAGACUACCCCUGCCUGUGGCAGUCUCAAGGAAUGGCGAAUCUGCGUUGUGUUGCCUCUCCAAACAGAAAAAGAAGCAGCAGCAGAAGCCAAGAGUGCAACAGCAGGAACCACCACAGCCAAGUACAAGUGCAAGUUAACUGCCCCUGCUUAUAGUAUGUUGGUACCUGCUCAGUGUUGUCUGUUCUCUGGUUAUAUGUGGAAACCUCCUUCCUAUCCUUGAGUUACCCUGUACCAUCCACACCCAUUAGGAAAAUCUCCUGUUCUUCCACCCCAUAGCAGGAGAAACCUCAUGCAGAUGUGUUGUUUUAGAGUAAGAAUUCUGUCCAGUAUUCCAGUAUGUAUUCCAGUGUUUACAGGCAUCUUGUGUGUUCAACUUGAUUUACUGAAUUAAAAACAGUG
Messenger RNA from Castor canadensis (American beaver), 2936 nucleotides. The record is from RefSeq and is a predicted model, not a curated record. NCBI's taxonomy places the organism in Eukaryota, Metazoa, Chordata, Mammalia, Rodentia, Castoridae.